Molecule: messenger RNA, 2593 nt
Organism: Andrographis paniculata
Lineage: Eukaryota; Viridiplantae; Streptophyta; Magnoliopsida; Lamiales; Acanthaceae
Product: ABC transporter G family member 3
Exons: 12
Coding region: 204-2429 (741 amino acids)
Cellular component (GO): membrane
Molecular function (GO): ABC-type transporter activity; ATP binding; ATP hydrolysis activity
Source: RefSeq, a predicted model, not a curated record
GCUUUUUUUACUCUACUGUGUUUUUCACUCCCAUUCAUGGCUGGCUCUGUUACCUCAAUCUGAUCUCACUCCAGCGCACGCACUGCUCACUCCCUCUUCAUCUGCUGCAGAAAAAGUUCCCCAGAUCCAAUUCCAUUUCCUCAUCUCCAUUCCAGAUUGUGUAUGAUGCUUAAGGAAUUUUAGAAGCAUUUGGGAUAGAAAACAUGGAAGAAAUACAAUCACAAUCAGAUCAUUAUAGGUCAUCCUCUUCGUCAGCAAGCAGCCCGGCAAGUAGGGUGCCUUCAAGCAAUUUUUUCUACUUAAGAAAACCAGGAGCUUUAAGGCAACCUAUUUCUUUCGAGGACUCGCCUGAUUGGGAUGAUACAGAUGUUGAAGUAAGGGUAGAGGAAGGGCGAGCUGACUCCAUUAAUACUGCUACCACCCCCGUUUCUCCGUCUCUUUCGAAGCUGAACAGUGGCUCUUUGCCUUCGCCUCCAAUGCCAGAGGGUGGAACUGUUGCUAGAAAGAUUGCGGGGGCUUCGAUUGUGUGGAAGGAUUUAACAAUCACGAUAAAGGGCAAAAGGAAGUACUCUGACAAGGUUGUCAAGAGUUCCAAUGGCUAUGCUUUGCCUGGAACAAUGACAGUAAUAAUGGGUCCUUCUAAGUCCGGGAAAUCGACACUCUUGAGAGCUCUUGCAGGAAGGUUGCCUGAUUCAGCUAGAAUAUAUGGCGAGGUGUUUGUUAAUGGUGUAAAAUUAAGUAUGCCAUAUGGAACAUAUGGAUAUGUUGACCGAGAAACCACAAUUAUCGGAUCCUUGACCGUGCGCGAGUACCUUUACUACUCAGCAUUGCUUCAGCUGCCGGGGUUCAUUUCUAAGAAGAGGAGUGCCGUAGAGGAUGCCAUUAUUGCCAUGUCAUUGGGGGAUUAUGCUAAUAAGCUUAUAGGUGGCCACUGUUACAUGAAGGGUCUUUCUAGUGGUGAGAGAAGACGAGUCGCCAUUGCUAGGGAGCUCGUAAUGAGACCCCAUGUCCUAUUUAUUGACGAACCACUUUAUCACCUAGACAGUGUUGCUGCGCUCCUGAUGAUGGUUACCCUUAAGAAGCUUGCAAGUACAGGAUGCACUCUGAUCUUCACCAUUUACCAGAGCAGCACAGAAGUGUUUGGCCUUUUCGAUAGAAUUUGUCUUCUUUCGAAUGGGAACACUUUGUUCUUUGGGGAAACACUUGCAUGUUUGCAGCAUUUUUCAAAUGCAGGAUUUCCAUGUCCGAUCAUGCAAAGCCCUUCCGAUCACUUCUUGAGAGCAAUAAAUACAGAUUUUGACCGGAUCAUUGCCAUGUGUAAAAACUGGCAGGAUGACAAUGGAGAGCUUUCAUCUGUUAAUAUGGACACAGCAGUGGCGAUACGUACCCUAGAAGCCACGUAUAAAUCAUCUCCGGAUGCAGCUGCUGUUGAGACUAUGAUUUCAAAGCUUACCGAGAAGGAAGGUCUACCCCUCAAAAGCAAAGGCAAGGCAAACUGUGCUGCCAAAAUUGCAGUUCUGACUUGGCGCUCGUUGCUGAUCAUGUCCAGGGAGUGGAAAUACUAUUGGCUCCGGCUGACCAUUUACAUGUUCUUAGCCGUAUGCAUCGGUACAGUAUUCUCUGGUUUGGGGCAUUCUUUAUCAUCAAUUGUGACAAGAGUCGGAGCCAUAUUUGUAUUUAUAUCGUUCACUUCCCUUUUAAGCAUAGCCGUCGUCCCAUCACACCUGAAAGAAAUUAAGAUAUAUGCCUGUGAAGAAGCAAAUCAGCAUUCGGGGACCUUUGUAUUUUUAUUCGGGCAGCUCUUCGCCAGUAUACUGUUCUUGUUUCUCCUGUCCAUCUCGUCAAGUUUGGUGUUCUAUUUCCUCGUCGGGCUGCACAAUGAAUUCAACUUGUUGGUAUACUUCGAGCUGAAUUUCUUCCUGUGCCUUCUAGUUAACGAGGGACUCGUUCUGCUCGUUGCUUCCAUCUGCCAAAAUGUCUUCUGGAGCAUCAUUGUACUGGUGAAUGUACAUAUGGCAAUGAUGCUUUCGGCCGGCUACUUUAGGAUUCGUAGUGACUUGCCUAAACCCGUGUGGAUGUAUCCGGUCUCCUACAUUACAUUCCAUGUUUACUCUAUUCAGGGAGUGUUGGAGAACGAGUAUAUAGGGAGCUCGUUUGCAGUGGGACAGGUGAGAUCGCUAACGGGAUACCAGGCGCUGCGCAACAUCUACGACAUAUCGGCUGAUGGCAACUCCAAGUGGGAGAAUUUGCUAAUAUUGUUGCUCAUGGCAGUCGGGUACCGGGUGCUUGUGUUUAUUAUACUCCAGUCAUGUUGUAGUAAGAGUAGGAGUAGAAGUAGGGCAGCCCUGUCUCUUUGCUGCUCGACCGGGAGCCAUCGCCGUCGCCGUCAUCAUCAUCAUCAUCAUCGAAGUGAGAGCAACUCAAGGUGAUCAAGUUAAGAAGAGGGGAAGACAAAAUGUAACUCGAUGCUAUUUAUUUAUUUUGUUCUAAUUCUAUCUUAUAUUAUUAGAUUUGUUGCUUUGUUUUGCGCAUUCAAAGUUUCCAACCUAUCUAUUUAUCCAUCCAUAUAUGCCAAUUCAAUUUUCUUGUGUUU